AUGACCGAUGUUUCCAAACUGGUCAGUUUCUAUUGGAAAAAUGAACUGGAAUCUGUUAAAGAUGCUUAUCGUGAAAUUGCUCAAGAAGUUGAAAUCAAACUCAAGGAGAUUAGAAAGAAAGAAGUGAAUUCUAGAGUUGUUUGGAAAAAGUGUAAAUUAGGUAUUAAUAAACGAAAGGAUUCAACCACAACAAUUAACUCAAAGACCAAGUCUAAUGUUUCAACAAGAAAACCUAAUAAACGAUCCGGGAUUAAGAUGGAAUUAAAAAAUUUCAAUGGUAAAGUCAACGAUGAUGAUAAAAUAAUUAAUCGUGUAAAUAAAGCCAACAAUAACGAAACGGUUGUUAAAGCUAACGAUAGUGAAUUAAUUAUCAAAGCCGAGAAAGAUGACGAUGGAAAAAUUCUUCAUGUCAAUCAUGACAAAAUAAAUAAUGAUGAAAAAAUUGAUAAAGUUAUUAUUGAUGGUAAUGAAAAAACUCUCGACAACACAAACAUCCAUCAGUAUCCCAAUAAAAAUUUUAUUAAUGAUGAAUUUAAUGAAGAGUAUUUGGGUUUCAAUCAUAACGAUAGUGGUGGCAGCCCAAAUAAUAAGCGACACACGUUAAAGCAAAUUAAAAAGAAAACGUUGAAAAUUCAUCCUUCUUCUCGUAAAGCUAUUCAACUUCAACGUAUAUCUCUAAGAAAUGAUCGUCUUAAACGAGAUAAAAUAAAAAGAUACAAAGAGUCAAUCCAACCAAAUGAGAUUUUGAAACUUGAAGAAUCCAACAAAAAUAAAACUAAAUCAUCAAGACAAAAUUUUUUAGAAGCAUUAAAAUCAAAGGAAAAAAGAGAACAUCAAACAGGAUUUGAAAUACCUGAUUUAUUGGAUCCAAAAAAUGUUAAAAUAUUACGUGAGUGGGACGGUGACCCAAAUUCUUUAUCAAGAAUCAAAUUGAUUCAUAUACAACAAGAUCCAAAUAAUCACUCAAAAGAAAAAUCUUGA
Entrophospora sp. SA101 is the source of this 981-nucleotide messenger RNA. Lineage: Eukaryota; Fungi; Glomeromycota; Glomeromycetes; Entrophosporales; Entrophosporaceae. The record is from the annotation of a GenBank genome assembly.